Messenger RNA from Drepanopeziza brunnea f. sp. 'multigermtubi' MB_m1, 975 nucleotides. RefSeq lists its product as uncharacterized. Gene Ontology annotation, cellular component: nucleus; transcription factor TFIID complex. NCBI's taxonomy places the organism in Eukaryota, Fungi, Ascomycota, Leotiomycetes, Helotiales, Drepanopezizaceae. Gene Ontology annotation, biological process: RNA polymerase II preinitiation complex assembly; transcription initiation at RNA polymerase II promoter. Gene Ontology annotation, molecular function: protein heterodimerization activity; transcription coactivator activity. The record is from RefSeq and is a predicted model, not a curated record.
AUGGCGUCUUCUCCGCCCUACAACCACAACCACAACCAGAACUACUCCUCCGCCAUUUCCCCUCCAUACCCCUCGAAUGCGCAACUCCCUGCUCCCGUGAAGCGCAGACAAUCCGAAGUGCCCACGUCAGGCCCAGCGUCGAAGCGCCGCCAGCUUUCUACUGCCUCCACAGCCGGCUCUGCUCAUCCCCUCCGCCAAACCUCCUUCCCUCCCGAAACCCAUGGCCACACGCCUGCUUUCUCGCGCUCACCCAGCAUGGACACCAUGUCCCUCGUUUCCGGUGCUGGCGGCAAGAAGAAGAAGUCAAGGAAGUCCAGGGGCAAGGACGUCGAGACCUCCUCUGUCGCCGGCAGCCGCGCCAAGUCCGUCAUGUCCAAUACUGGCAAGAGCAAGCGGCAAGCAAGCAGAGGCGAAUCGGUAGAUGACGAGGAGGAGGAGGAAGAGGGUUGUGGGGAAGAGAUGUCACUGAACGUAGCUCUGGCCUCGAAGGAGGAGAAGGAUAGAGAGGCUGCAAAGCGAGCUCACCUGGUCGACAAGAUUCUCUCGCCAUCGCAGGCUGAGAGAUAUGCCAUUUGGAGGCAGUGUAAGCUUGCCGACGCCACGGUGCGGAGGAUUGUGAAUCAAACUCUCUCGCAGUCUGUGCCGCCGAAUGUGAUUCUCGCGGUCAAGGCGGCGGCGAAGAUGUUUUCGGGGGAGCUCAUUGAGCGGGCGAGGGCUGUCCAGUCGCAGUGGAUUGAGGCGACGGGGGACAAUCAGACAGGACUUCCGAGCCCCCCAGCUGAAGGUAGUGUGCCGCCAGAAAAGGAGAAGAGGAGAGGACCACUGCUACCGGAUCACCUACGCGAGGCUCACAGAAGGCGCCUGCUGGAAGCUGAUGGGGGGUUGGUUGGGCAGUUGGGACUUUGGCAACUGCAGCAACAUAGUGGGACCGAGCGGUUCGGGGUCAAGGUUGGGGGCAAGCGGCUCUUGAAGUAA